AUGAAUGAUAUUGAAGAGCUACUCCAGCAAGUUGGUAAUGCAGUUGAAGUUAUUCUUGCAGAAGAUGAAGCUGGAUCAUCAGAUCAUGGCGCAGAGGAACCCAAUGACCCACCUGAUCAGGAAGUAGAGGUCGAGGUUGACCUGGAGUGGGAGAAUGGCAAUAAAAUAAUUGAUGAGGGAUCUGCCAAAAAGAAACAAGGACGAAAGGGCCCAGUUUCAUUCCUAGAGAACAAGCUAGAGAGGCAGAAGACCUUUUCCAAACGCAAAAGUGGUCUACUUAAGAAGGCUAAAGCCCUCCACAGGCUGACAGGCGCCAAAGUGUUCAUCCAAGUCGUAAACGGCAGGGGCAAAAGCAACACUUUUUGUUCCCAUGAGGAAUUGAGGCCGAAGAAAGUACGCCACGUUAAGACGCAGGCAACGAUAAGUGGGUGUGCCCACGUCUUUGAAAGCCCUCCAAGAACAAGAAACACAUCUGAUGUCCUACAGACAUCAACAAAACAACAUCGACCAUGCAACGGCAAUCAGGUUCCCGGUCCAUCCACUGAAAUACAGGGACUGCCGGGAAAGAAGAGCACCCCGGUGAACAAACCGGCACCAGCGGCAAAAGCUACAAACAAGUGUUGUGUUUGUAGAGUUAUAUUUUCAGGUAGCACCGACAAACAGUUGUUUCUAAAGAUUCUUUGCCACUGUCCAUCUGUUGGAACCCCAGGUGGUACCCAUGUCUUUGCAUCUUUAUUGACCUCUUCUAAACAAGCAUCACCGCCUUGA
This is a messenger RNA of Asterias rubens (European starfish), 768 nucleotides long. RefSeq names its product serum response factor-like. NCBI's taxonomy places the organism in Eukaryota, Metazoa, Echinodermata, Asteroidea, Forcipulatida, Asteriidae. Gene Ontology annotation, molecular function: DNA binding; protein dimerization activity. The transcript is spliced from 4 exons. The coding region runs from base 1 to 768 and encodes 255 amino acids. The record is from RefSeq and is a predicted model, not a curated record.